AUGGUUCGAAGAGGAGGCCAUAUGCUGAUUCGAGAUACCCUAAACGCCAACCUCGCCGCUCUCUCCCUCGACGCCCAAAAACGCGCCACCAAAGACGCCGCCAAAAAAGCUGCCCGCGCCGAAGCCGCCGCCGCAAAAGAAGCCGAGCGCAAAGCCGAAGCCAUGGUCCUCAUCAAGCGCGUCGAACGCAAUAAACGCAAAUACGUCACCGUCGUUUCCGGGCUAGAAGAACACGGCCUGACUCUCAAGGAUGUUGCGAAGGCGCUAGGAAAGAAGUUUGCGACGGGGAGUUCGGUGACGAAGACGGCGAGUGGCGGGGAGGAGAUUACGGUGCAGGGGGAUGUGAGUGAUGAUUUGUAUGAUUGGUUGUUGGAGGUGUAUGGGGAGAGGAUCCCGGAGGAUAAUGUGGAUUGUAUUGAGGAUAAGCCGAAGAAGAAGAGUGCUGGAGCGUAG
Molecule: messenger RNA, 453 nt
Organism: Lithohypha guttulata
Lineage: Eukaryota; Fungi; Ascomycota; Eurotiomycetes; Chaetothyriales; Trichomeriaceae
Gene: TMA22
Product: Translation machinery-associated protein 22
Exons: 2
Coding region: 1-453 (150 amino acids)
Biological process (GO): translation reinitiation; formation of translation preinitiation complex
Molecular function (GO): translation initiation factor activity; mRNA binding
Source: RefSeq, a predicted model, not a curated record